AUGUCGCCGCCGCGCCCCAUCCUCAAACGCUCGCCCGCCACCGCCCCGCUCGAGUCCCCCACAAAAGCGCGCCGCGCCCGCGAGCAGGGCGUGCGCUUCCCGCCGUCGCCGAAGCUCACGCGGAUGCACACGACGCACUCGCCGUCGUCGUACGACCGCUCGCCCAUCGUCGUCACCCCCAACGCGUGCGCGCUCCCCGCGCGCGGGUGCCCCGGCAAGACGUACGUCCUCGGCGACGCGCCCGCCGCGCAGAGGACGGGCAGCCACCCGCACCCGCGCGCCGUGCAGGCGAAUACGGGCGUGGGCCUGGGCAUACAGCUGCGCGGGAGGGAGAGGGAAAGGGAGAGGACCGGCGAUCGCGAUAGCGAUCCCGAGCGCACGCCCACCCUUGCGCCCAGCCAUCCACCGCCAUCGGCCGCUUACCUCCCCAUCCCAGCGCUGAUACCCGAUCUCUCCUCCGAAUCCGACGAGUCCGAUGGCUUCAGCAGUCCGCCGCCGCUGCAGGCGUCCUUCGCCUCAUCCACUUCUUCCUCAUCCUCCUCCUCGUCCGCCCAGAUACCCAUACCUAUACCAAACAUCAAACAACAAGGAAGGCAAUCAUCAUAUUUAUCUUUUAACGACCACACCAGCAUGAACGACCACAUGACCUUGACUACCCCCACCGCUACCCCGACCAGCACGCUCCCCCCGUCCCUAUCGCGCGACGAAGACAAGGCGCGGCGGAAACGGCAGAGCCGCAGCAAGCGCGACCGCGACGUGCGCGAGCGCCUGUCGCAGCUCGAGAUCGGGUGGGAAUCCGGGCACGGCGUGGGCCACGAGGACGGCCAGGCGGACGACGACGACGAGGGCGAGGAGCAGUACACGCCGCCCGCGUACCGCCCGUUCUCGAGCCGCAUGGCGAUGACGAGCUGCCACCUUGCUGAGAGCGACGAGGGGUGUCUGGCUGGGUUUUGAGCUGCGUUCGGCGCCUGAGAUCACGACGAGUCCAUUUUUUACUUAUUUAUGGGUGUUAUUAUUGUGGAGGGAGGGGGGGAGCGCCAGUGUGCAGGACUGUUCCAUUUUGCAUCGCAUUGUAUAUUGAGAACGAGAAGGAAGAGAAGUACCGAAAGCAAUUCAAUGUGUUUUUAUCCCGC
Messenger RNA from Gloeophyllum trabeum ATCC 11539, 1133 nucleotides. RefSeq lists its product as uncharacterized. The transcript has a single exon. The record is from RefSeq and is a predicted model, not a curated record. Lineage: Eukaryota; Fungi; Basidiomycota; Agaricomycetes; Gloeophyllales; Gloeophyllaceae. Bases 1 to 954 code for a protein of 317 amino acids.